CGCACCCCGUCCCCUCCCUUUGAUCCCCCCUUGCCGGCGCGGGCCUCGUUGUCAGUGGCGGUAAGCGGGCGGGCUGCAGCUCUCUCCUGCUGCCGGGCCGCCGAUAUCGAGAAGGUUCGCGGGCGUCGCCCGGGGCCGCGGGCUCUGGGACAGAAAUUUCUCCAAAAUAAAUAUUUAGAUACUUUCUGAAGGAACAUGUUAAACCAAAGAAAUUGAGAAGAUGGAAACUUUGUGGAAGCUUUCCUAGUUCCUUUAGCAGAUGGUACAAAAUGUAAGGAUUUUGAUAUAUUCUACAGUUGUUUAUGGCAUGAUUUGAGUUAAGUCUUGAAGAAACCAAAACAAGAUGGUGUUUACCGAUAACCACAGCCAUAUCUGACUGGGAGUUUUACUGACUGUGUGAGCGAGAGAUGCAGGUAAUUCGCAGGAAUGUCAUGCUUGUAAACAAGAUAAAAACUACUCUAUGGUCAGAGGUGUCAAGUCUGAACAAUGGCCUACUGAAGAUGUGUGGCAAAAUGGGUUGAAUGAGUGCAGAACUACUUUAUUCUUGCUGGUGGAGCUGAAAAUUGUUGCUUCUUGGUGCGAGCAUGUAUAAAAGGAAUGACUUCAUGGCCAAUGUGAUGGUCGCCUCUGCCACUCCAGAGGGUAGUAGCAGCUCAGAUUCUCUGGAAGGCCGAAGUUCAGAUUAUGCCAAUAAGAGUUAUGAUGCUGUUGUAUUUGAUGUAUUAAAAGUAACUCCUGAGGAGUUUGCUAGCCAAAUUACAUUAAUGGAUAUACCAGUAUUUAAAGCUAUACAGCCUGAGGAACUAGCCAGCUGUGGGUGGAAUAAGAAAGAAAAGCAUAUCCUUGCUCCAAAUAUUGUUGCCUUCACUAGGAGGUUUAACCAGGUCAGUUUCUGGGUUGUACGAGAAAUAUUAACAGCACAGACAUUAAAAAUAAGGGCAGAAAUACUGAGCCAUUUUGUGAAAACUGCUAAAAAGCUUCUAGAGCUGAAUAAUCUCCAUUCUCUUAUGUCUGUGGUGUCAGCACUGCAAAGUGCACCCAUCUUCAGACUGACCAAAACCUGGGCUCUUUUGAAUCGCAAAGAUAAGGCCACUUUUGAGAAGUUAGACUACUUACUUUCUAAAGAAGACAAUUAUAAAAGAACACGAGAGUACAUCAGAAGCUUAAAAAUGGUUCCAAGUAUUCCAUAUUUAGGAAUUUAUCUCUUCGACUUAAUCUACAUUGAUUCUGCAUAUCCUGCUUCAGGCAGCAUUAUGGAAAAUGAACAAAGAUCUAAUCAAAUGAACAAUAUUCUCCGAAUAAUAGCUGAUCUGCAAGUCUCCUGUAACUAUGAACAUCUUACAACACUACCCCAUGUACAGAAGUAUUUGAAGUCUGUCCGUUACAUCGAGGAACUUCAGAAAUUUGUGGAAGAUGACAAUUACAAAUUAUCAUUAAGAAUUGAGCCAGGUAACAGCUCUCCUCGACUGGUUUCCUCCAAAGAAGAUCUGACAGGUCCAGCUGAAGUGUCAGCAGUUAUGAAAUUCAGCAGGAGACCAACAUGUCCCGAUACCUCAGUAGCAGCAAGUCUGUCUACACCUCCUAUACCAAGGCAUAGGAAGAGUCACAGCCUGGGAAACAACAUGAUGUGUCAGUUCAGUGUGGUGGAGAGCAAAAGCGCCACUUUCCCGACAGAGAGGCCGCGCCACCUUCUGGAUGACAGCGUCCUGGAGUCACAGAGCCCGACCCGCAGCCACAUACUGAACUCGCUUUUCACCAAUGGCAUUUCCAUAGAUAGCAGUGAAAGCUCAGAAUUUAGUGAGGAGCUGCCGUCAGGGCUUGAAAGGGGCCGUUUAUAUGCCACACUGGGGCCGAAUUGGAGGGUGCCAAUCCGGAAUUCUCCCAGGAGUCGAAGCUGUAUCUACAGCCCAACAGGAGCCUGCAGCUGCACAUUAGGUAGUUCCAUGGGAGUAGUUACCAUGGAAGGCCCCUUAAGAAGGAAAACAUUGCUCAAAGAAGGCAAGAGACCUACUCUUUCUUCAUGGACUAGAUACUGGAUUAUGCUUUCAGGAUCAAAUCUUCUGUACUUUGGAGCAAAAUCUUUAAGAGGCAAUGAAAGAAAACAUUAUAAAUCUACACCUAGUAAAAAGAUAUCCAUUGUGGGCUGGAUGGUGGCACUGCCUGACGACCCUGAACAUCCUGAUAUUUUUCAGCUAAAUAACCCUGACAAAGGUAAUGUUUACAAGUUCCAGACUGGUUCAAGGUUUCAUGCAAUAUUAUGGCAUAAGCAUUUGGAUGAUGCGUGCAAAAGCAACAAGCCUCAGGCACCUGCUAAUCUAAUGUCAUUUGAAUAAUUUGCUCUUACCUGAUGUGACUUCAAGUGCCAAACUGAAGAAACAAGCUAUUGUUCUCUGAGGAAGAGGAGAAAAUAAUAGUUUUCCUGAUGUAAGCCAGCCACAACUACUUCAGCACUUUCGUGUGCUACUUGAAAGUGAUUCUGACACAGCUUUUAAAAGCAGAAAGUGAAUGUUGUCCUUAGAACCAGAUGUAGUCUCAUGCACUGAGUGGAAGUAGACCAGUUAGAUGGACAGAAGAUUAAUCCUGACUCCUGCAGGAUUCUAGAGUUUUCAACUUUCUGUGGUCGCAGACUGCCUCUGAACUGAUGUUUGACCACAAAGUGAGCAUCAUAUCUUCUGCCUAUCCUUUUUUAAAUUGCUCUUUUUAUUGUAAAGCUGCUUUAUGUGACUGAAGAACAUUUGGCCCAUGUUGGGUUUCAGUUCUUUCUAAUGCACAAAAUAAUUGACAGUGUUAACUUGCUGCAAAGUGUCAGUUAGGAUAGAAAAUUGUGGGACAACUUUUUUAUAACAUAAGUGCACUGAGUUGCUUUGCAAUGUGGCUGCCUCAGAUUUUAUAUAAAAUCUCUGGACAAUUCUUUUGUUCAAAUUUGAGCUAUGUGGUAAAAAUGUAUUUUGGCACAGAGCAGUCAUUUUUAUUUGGUUACAUUAUUCUGGAAUACCUUGACAAUGAAUUUGAGGUGUAUAGUUUUAAAUUUAAUGUUGUGUUAAAUGUCUUUUUUUGUUUUCUUACUAGCCAUAUAACUGUUACAGUUUGGUUUUUGUUUGUUUGUCUGUUUGUUUUUUAAAUCUGAAUAUUGUUCAUCGUAAAGGGAACUGCUAUUCCUUGAUACAGGGUAGCAGAUAAUCAGGUUGUAUGAUACACAUUGUGGUGACUCCUCAGAAUGACUUCAUAACAUUAUUUGCUGUUCUGUCUUUCUGUUGGUUACUCAGCCUCACUUAAUUCCAGUACGUGAUGAACUUUUGUGGCAUACAGUCAUGGUACUGCAUUUCUAAAAUCAUGAUGGCAAUGAAAGCUAGGCAAGACUGUCUGUUAGUGCUGCAGUUAUGCAGAAGCCUCUACAUUUACGCCCACAGAAUUUAAAAGGUAAAAACAGCAACAACCAGCCUUCUCAUUAUCUGAGCCUGUUCCUGUAAAGGAACUCUUCCUACACCCAUAGCUGUAUCCUGGCUGUGCCGUAGCACCAGUGUAGUCACAGCUCUUUUCUAUUCCCACGAUAAGUUCAGUGCUUUUUUGGUUAAAAACUCUUCUGCUGUAAGGCAUUACUAAUUAAACCUUGUUAAUUGUAGGAAGAGGAAAAUCUCGUCUGUGUUUCCUAAGACUGCAUGGAGGAGAGAUUUGCAAGCCAAGAUCUAGAUUACAGACCAUGAAAAACUGAAAGUCAAUUUCAACAAACAGAGCCUAUAUUAGA
Molecule: messenger RNA, 3745 nt
Organism: Lagopus leucura (white-tailed ptarmigan)
Lineage: Eukaryota; Metazoa; Chordata; Aves; Galliformes; Phasianidae
Gene: RALGPS1
Product: Ral GEF with PH domain and SH3 binding motif 1
Exons: 23
Coding region: 585-2333 (582 amino acids)
Biological process (GO): Ras protein signal transduction; positive regulation of GTPase activity
Cellular component (GO): plasma membrane
Molecular function (GO): guanyl-nucleotide exchange factor activity
Source: RefSeq, a predicted model, not a curated record